This is a messenger RNA of Manduca sexta (tobacco hornworm), 1616 nucleotides long. Its product is annotated as protein lethal(2)k10201. Bases 282 to 953 code for a protein of 223 amino acids. The transcript is spliced from 5 exons. NCBI's taxonomy places the organism in Eukaryota, Metazoa, Arthropoda, Insecta, Lepidoptera, Sphingidae. The record is from RefSeq and is a predicted model, not a curated record.
AUAAAUUUGACACUUCACACGAGCAGAAUAUGUACAAACUGUUAUCAACACCUGGCGAAAAUUUAAAUGAAUAUACUUAGUAUCUAAAUCAAUAACUGGCCCUUCCCAGACAGUAAUCCAUUAGGUACUUUGAUCGUAUUUACUAUUCAGUAUUUAGGAUAAAAUAACCAAACUAUAGUACUUAUUGGUAAUUUGUUCCAAGGACACAGGAAGCUAAUAAAGUUAUAUUACAAGAGUUAACUGAAGGACUAAGUGCGAAGCUUCAAGAACGCUUCGUGACCAUGGCCAUGCCACUCGUGGCAUCCGCUCUUGAAGUUUCCAAAAAUGAUACCAAUAUGAAGGCUCUCGCAGAACUUUUAGAGCUGUUAACCUCCUUAUCGGAGAAGGGAAUUGAUCCAAAAAGUUUGUAUGCCGCUAUUGAUAAACCUCCGCCGCGACUUGGAAUCCAUGACGACGAAGCAUUUACGGAUGAAGCGGUAUUUAUAGAACACAAUGAUAAUCACAGAUAUGCAUGUGGUCAAUGCAAGAAAGUACUGCCAAACCCGUAUUUGCUGGAUCUACAUAUUAGAGAAAACCAUGAUUCAUUCUUCUCCGCUAUGGCAGAGAGGAAACCUUCAUAUUGCUGUUUCAUAGAAGAAUGCACUGAAAAGUUUUCGACCCCCACAGACAGGUUAGAGCAUGGUGUCCUUGUCCAUAAAUUGCCCAAAGAUUUCAGAUUUGACUGCAAACCAAAAAAUAAAAAGAAGACCAAUAAACCAAAGAAUAAGUCCAAGGAUGAAUUUGUCGAUUUGUCUAUGGAAAUUGAUAAGGGUCCAGAAAAAAAAAUCCAUGAGUUGCACAAAAAAAAUUCAUUAUUUGGGCAUCCCAUUUCAAAACAUGGAGGUCAAAAAAAAAGAAUUGACAUUGAUGGCGUCAUGAAAGAUUUAAAAGACAGCUUACCUGAUGAAAAUUAGAUCAAUAGUUAUUUGCUACCAAGCAUAUGUAUAUUCUGGUAAAAACUAAAUGCAAUUGGCAUGCAUCCAGAACACAUAAUCAAAAUAAUCCUCUAUCUGCCAAGUUACCAAGUAUUUAUACAGUUUAAAUAAAUUCAAGAUCAGCAUUUCAUGUAAAUUGCCAUUAUAUCACACUGAUUUUGCCAGUUGUCACGUAAACUAGUUUUAUUUGAUAUUUAGAUUCUUCUAGAUAUUUCAAUGCAGCUACCCACAGUGGUGGUUAUAAGCAAAUUUUUCAGUUCAUUGCUGUUACAUUUUUUUUUCACAAAUUCCUCAUUGCAUUUAUUUUCUGUCUAAUUAUAGUCACAGCUAAUCAUAAAAGCCACUUGUAAUUAUCAUUUUAUGAAGUAGCGAAGUGUAUAUAUAAUUUACAUUUAAUAACACUGUAGUUUAUUGCAGUUAAAACUUAAAAAGAAGUUAAGUAUUUCCAAGAUAGAGGAAAGUAGAGAUAAUAAAAUAUACUACACACCCACAUAUUCUUUACAGAUAACUACAAAAAAAAAUAGAUAAACCAUUUUUCAUUACUACUUAUUCCAUAGUUCUAGUUUUGUUAUUGCAUUUGUGUUAUUAGUAAAAUAGUUUAUCGAAGUUAGUCUAUGAUUAAUAAAGAGAUCUCAAAACCAA